ACCCCGCCGCCGCCGUCGCAUCGUCACGUCAGCAUCCCUCGCCGAGACAGACGGCAAAUAAAACCGCGCCUCCGCAGCGCCGCCCCGCAGAGCAGAGGAGAGAGAGAGAGAGAGAGAGGGAGGGAGGGCGGAAGAGAGAGAAGCGAGGCGGAGCGCCGGGAAGGAACGAAGAUGGCACUGACCGGAAACCACCACCACCACCUCCGCCUCUCUCCUCCUCUCCCCAGAACCCUAGCCCCCGCCAAGACCCCCGCUCUCUCCGCACCCCCGCCUCUCCGUCGCCGCCUCCUCGCCGCCGCCGCCGCCGCCCCGCCGGCGGGGCAGUUCCGGGUCGACGUCCUCUCCGAGUCCCUCCCCUUCAUCCAGAAGUUCCGGGGCAAGACCAUCGUCGUCAAGUACGGCGGCGCCGCCAUGAAGUCCGAGGCCCUCCGCGCCUCCGUCGUCAACGACCUCGUCCUCCUCGCCUGCGUGGGGCUCCGCCCCGUCCUCGUCCACGGCGGGGGCCCCGAGAUCAACUCCUGGCUCGGCCGCCUCGGCAUCGAGCCCGUGUUCCGCGACGGGCUCCGCGUCACCGACGCCUCCACCAUGGAGAUCGUCUCCAUGGUCCUCGUCGGGAAGGUGAACAAGCACCUGGUCUCGCUCAUCAACAAGGCGGGGGCCACCGCCGUCGGGCUCUCCGGCAUGGACGGCUGCCUACUCACCGCCCGCCCUGCCCCGAACGCUGCCCAAUUGGGGUUCGUCGGGGAGGUGGCCUCCGUCGACUCCUCCGUGCUUCGACCCCUCACGGACAGUGGCCACAUUCCCGUGAUCGCAUCUGUGGCGGCCGACAAGGAUGGGCAGCCAUAUAACAUCAAUGCCGACACAGUGGCAGGUGAGUUGGCAGCUGCAUUGGGUGCAGAGAAGCUGAUUUUGUUGACAGAUGUCGCGGGGAUUCUUCGAGACCGGAAUGAUCCCAGUAGCUUGGUGAAGGAGAUUGAUAUAAAGGGGGUGAAGAAGAUGAUAGAGGAGGGGUUGGUUGCGGGAGGGAUGAUUCCGAAGGUCAAUUGCUGUGUGAGGUCGUUGGCGCAGGGUGUGAGGACGACGAGUAUAAUUGAUGGAAGGGUCCCGCAUUCGUUGCUCCUCGAGAUCAUGACGGACGAAGGAGCUGGAACCAUGAUCACCGGCUAAAAGACAUGACAACGACGGUUAUCUUCAGGCUCGAAUGAAUUGCAAUUGAUGUUGCAAACAUCUGGGCAAAAUCUUCACUUCUUCUCAGUGGGGAAAGCAGAGGACAAUCAACAGUUCAUACUCCUAGAAUUUCGUGGGAGAAAACCUGUUGUAUUUGCUGUUUUGCAUUCAAAACGUUAUUAUGGAGAAAUUGGGUCCAAUUGCUUCCUUUUUUUUUUUUUUUGAUUGGAUCCUUCCCAGUAGUGGCCUUCGGAUUUAGAUUUAGAAGGGGAGCCUUGGGUGUUUGGAAAAUUUGAAGAGGGAUGACGAACUAUAAUCUUAUUUCAAAUUAUGCACACACAACAUGGAUGCUCACAUCCACCCACACAAAGGCACAUAGAGCCUUCCCUUCCCUUCUGGUUUUCUUUUAAUGAAAUGAGCAAAAGGAACUAACUUCUGUGGA
Molecule: messenger RNA, 1609 nt
Organism: Eucalyptus grandis
Lineage: Eukaryota; Viridiplantae; Streptophyta; Magnoliopsida; Myrtales; Myrtaceae
Product: acetylglutamate kinase, chloroplastic
Exons: 2
Coding region: 172-1167 (331 amino acids)
Biological process (GO): L-arginine biosynthetic process
Cellular component (GO): cytoplasm; chloroplast thylakoid
Molecular function (GO): ATP binding; acetylglutamate kinase activity; arginine binding
Source: RefSeq, a predicted model, not a curated record